Syngnathus acus (greater pipefish) is the source of this 3915-nucleotide messenger RNA. RefSeq names its product kinesin family member C3 (gene kifc3). NCBI's taxonomy places the organism in Eukaryota, Metazoa, Chordata, Actinopteri, Syngnathiformes, Syngnathidae. Gene Ontology annotation, molecular function: microtubule motor activity; ATP binding; microtubule binding. The record is from RefSeq and is a predicted model, not a curated record. The transcript has 20 exons. Gene Ontology annotation, biological process: microtubule-based movement. The coding region runs from base 490 to 3081 and encodes 863 amino acids.
CAUUUGCCGUCAAGUCGGGUGCAUUUUGCCGGUGAGUCGUCACGAGGGCAUCGGUCGAGGCGGCGAAUGCUGGGUACGGCCGUUUUCACAAUGCGGUCGGUCCUUAGGGUGAACUCCAGCGGGGGCCGGACCGGACCGGCCGGGGCGGUUCUUGCCCGCGACCCGCGCCUUUGACACCUUUGUUGCGCGCAUGCGUGUGUCUUGCUUGCGCAAACUGGACUGUAUGAAGGGAAUAUUGUCCUGGCGGCGGAGGGUCCUUGUCGCACGCACGCACGCGCUCCGCCGGCUGUUGAAAGAUUUAUUGGAUUGGGGGAGGGGGCGGAGCCAAAGUGGAAGGUUGGCCCUGCUGUUGCUGGGGGAACAGAGAGGAUGAAAGCGUAUGUGUGGGGCUGGGGCUCGUGUUUCACUGAGCGAUGUUGACACACAUGGCGCCCGCCGCUGCUGUCACAGUGAGGCCGAACUGAGCGCCAGGAGGAGGAUGAAGGCUGAAUGGAGGUGCCGCGCAAGUCCUUGAGGGUGCCGGCCGGUCCCGGGGUCAUGCUCGGACCAAGAAAGACCUGGGACCUCGACCGCGCCCCCUGUCUGCGGGAUCUCUGGAAUAACGACUUCUCAUUGGACGCGAGCUCUGUAGACCUCCUGAUGAGCGACGGCGAGGAGGAAGCCUCCUUCCUUUCUCUGCCCAGCCCCGGCUUUUCUCAGCGCCCCUCGCCCGGUGCCGAGCUGAGCCAGUCCAACGCGGCCAGGCAGCAGCUGCUCAUCCAGACUCUGCAGGACAAAGUGUGCCGCCUUCAGGCUCGCCUGGACCAAGACGCCGCAGGAGUUCGGCCCGGGGACGAGCGAGCGGCGUCCUCGGGCGCCAUGGAGAUAGAGCAGCUCGGCAUGUGCUUGCACUCGCAGGUGGAGGAACUGCAGAAGAAGCUUGCCGGGCAAACGCAGGAAGUGGCCAGACUUGGCUCAGGACCGGGGGCCACAGACUUGGAGAAGCAUCUGCAGCUUUUGGAGCUGGAGAACCAAAGUCUGAAACGGCAGCUGACCUCCGGCGGGGCCUCGGAAGGCGCCUGCGGCUGCUCUCAGGAGGCGGAGGCUCUGCGCAGGGAGCUGAUUGGCGCCCGGCAGCGCGAGCGCCAGCUGGCCGACGUGGAGAGGCGGCUGCUAGACAAAAGCGCCCAGGUGGAUGCGUUGCAGCGCCAACUGGAGCGCAGCGCCCCCGCGCCGCCGGACCUCUCCGGUCCUCAUCCGGGACUUUGCCAGCGCGACCUCCGGGACCUUGCGCGCUGUGAAGAGGCGCCGCCGCUGGCCUCGCCGCUGGCCUCGCCGCUGGCCUCUCAGACUGCGGCGGAGGCGGAAUCUCGGCUACGUGUACAAAAUGCUUUGCUGCAAGAGCAAGUUUGCGUGCAGCGCCACCUGCUGAGGGAGCUGGAGACGCAACUGCAGCAGUCGCAAAGGACGUGCGCCCAGCUCAGGACGCAGGUGGCGGUGUACGACGGCGAGAUGGAGCGUGCGCACAAGCGGCUGGACGGCGAGCUGCUGCGGCUGAAGGAGGAGAAGGAGCGCGUCAUCCAGGAGGCCUUCGUCAGGGCUGAGAGCCAAAUGAAGGCCGUGCACGACAACCUGGCAGGUGUGCGCAGCAAGCUGGCGGGGCUCCAUCCCGCCUUGAGGACGCUCACCAGCGACUACAACACGCUGAAGAAGCAAGUGCAUCACUUCCCCGCCAUGCUGCGCAACGCCAUCGACGACGCCAAGCGCGAGAUCUGUCACCUGAUCGGCGAGGUGAGCGUGACCAACCUGAAGCUUGUGGACAAAUACAAACGUGAGAUGAACCUGAGGAAGAAGAUCCAUAACCAGCUGGUCCAGCUCAAAGGAAAUAUCCGGGUGUUGUGCCGCGUCCGUCCCGUCCGCGGCUGCGGGGAGGAGGGCGACGCGUUGACCUACGACCCGGACGAUGAUGGCGUCCUGUACCUCGACGACAAGGGCAAGGUGACGACCUUUGAGCUGGACAAAGUCUUCGGGCCGCAGGCGACGCAGGUGGAGGUAUUUGAGGAGGUGGAGGCGCUGGUCACGUCCUGCGUGGACGGCUUCCACGUUUGCAUCUUCGCCUACGGACAGACAGGCUCGGGGAAGACUUACACCAUGGAGGGCGUGGCGUCGGACCCGGGCCUAAACCAGCGAGCGCUGCGCCUGCUUUUCUCUCGGGUGGCCGACAGAAGCCCCGAGUGGGAAUUCCACAUCUGCGUCAGCAUGCUGGAGAUUUACAAUGAGGCGCUGAGGGACCUCCUCAGCGACCGGCCGGCGGACAGACUGGACAUCAAGAUGAAUCCCGACGGCAGCGGGCAGCUUUACGUCCCCGGACUGACACGUGUGGCCGUGCGUACCGUCGACGACGUCAACCAGGUUCUGGAGGCGGGGCGAGCCAGCCGGGCGACGGCGUGCACCGACCUCAACGAGCGCAGUUCUCGCUCUCAUGCUCUGCUCAUGGUCAGCGUGGCGGGACUCAACGGCACUACGGGGAUUCGCACGCAAGGUAAGCUGAACCUGGUGGACCUGGCCGGCUCUGAGCGGGUGGGCCGAUCGGGUGCCGAGGGCGGGCGCCUGCGCGAGGCUCGCCACAUCAACAAGUCUCUGUCGGCGCUGGGCGACGUGAUGGACGCGCUGCGCCGCAAGCGCGCUCACGUCCCCUUCAGGAACUCGCGGCUCACCUUCCUGCUGCAGGACAGCUUGCGAGGGGACAGCAAGACGCUGAUGAUGGUGCAGGUGUCUCCGGCGCCGGCCGACGUGAGCGAGUCGCUGUGUUCGCUGAAGUUCGCUCAGCGCGUUCGCAGCGUGGAGCUCGCCGCCUGCGGGAGGCCAGACAGCCGCUCGGCUUCGUCCUCGCCGACGCACCAAAGCCUGGAGAGGGACACUGCCCCGGGGCCCCUCCCCUUAUCCCGUAGCAGCAGCGCCGGCUCCUCCCUAAACUCCGCAGCGCCCGCCGGCUCUCGACGGAAAUCCAACGCGCAACUCUCCACGGGUACGUGCGCGCAAAGCAGCCUUUUGGAAAAGGUGCCAAGUCAAGCAUUUGCAAAGGAUCGUCGGCACAAAUGAUGAUCAGUCUGGCGAGCCGAAGCGGGUCCGCCGCAAAGCCCGCCGCCCUCCACUGCGGCCCGGCCUCAGAACGAACCCUGCCGUCAAAUUAGUUGGGGUUUUUUGCAUUCACAACGUAUUCUUGAUGAGCAACGUCACUCUUUGGCGCCGCAAGUCCAUCCUCAUUCGGGGGAGAGAGAGAGAGACGACAGUCGCUUAACAUGAAGUCACAAGUUUUAUCCCACUCACGGGCUGUGAAUCUGUAAAGUUCCUUUUGAAUGCCACUAUUGACGUUAGAUUUGACUUUGAAUUCAUCUCGCUCGAGUUUGCGGCGAUAGACGGUAGCGUAGUUGCGUUCGUCGUCAAUGCGCUUUUCAAUCCACGCUCCUAACCCUCAUUAGCCCGUUUGCGCCGCCUCCAUCCUCGGGAGAAACCAAAUGAGGCGAUUAGCCGCCCGUCCGUUCCAACUCCGACGUUGCUUUCAUAAACUUAUGCGCGUCACCCGACCUGUCACUUGUUCUUCGCAGGGCGACUGAAGAUGGCAGCGUGAGGAGCGCGCGCUGCGCGUCGCCAUGGCGACGGUGACGCCUUUGCCCGUCAACGCCCGACAACAGUGUUCCGCUUUCUUGCACUUUCCACAAACUGUUAUCGGUGCUCGUCUUUCAACGGACUUUGAGGUUUUCUUCCGAUGACGCCGCUCCUCUCGCUCCGGCCGGCCGAUCGAGCGAGCGAAUAUGCGAGGUGGACUUUUGCUAUCGACCAUAUUGGGUGCGUGACGUGACUGGAAGUGGUUGUUUGCUUUUUUUUUUUUCUUUUUUUUUUUCAUUUUUAAUAAACAUGGAAACUACAAACAUU